AUGGCACCAUCUGCUACUAUCACCGAAACUGAGGCCCCGUCCCUGCCGCACACUCUUAAGGCGCGGCUUCUGGGUGCGUACAAGGAGCUUGCUCCCGUCAAGUACAACAAAGACGUCGAGGAAGGCAAGACGGCGGCUAAGGCGGCCAAGUACCCUAACUACCUGCCGACAUGGAACCCAAACCAGAAGUAUGGGCCUCUGCAGCCUUUUGAGCACUACGAGCACGGCAAGGAUGCCGAUACCUCGUACCCAGAGCUUCUCCCAGAGGGCGCUUCCGUCAACGAUCUCACGCCGACUAUCGGCACGGAGAUCCGAGGUGUUCAGCUAAGCUCUCUUAGCAACGCCGGUAAGGACCAGCUCGCUCGAUACGUAGCAGAGAGGAAGGUAGUCGCAUUCCGAGACCAAGACUUCGCCGACCUUCCCAUCGACAAAGCCUUAGAAUUUGGUGGUUAUUUCGGCCGUCAUCACAUCCACCCAACCAGCGGCAGCCCAGAAGGCCACCCAGAAAUCCACCUUGUCCAUCGUGGCGAGGGAGAUAAGACCCAUGAGACAUUCUUCGAGAACAGAACGAGCUCGGUAGCCUGGCACUCCGACGUCUCAUACGAACAGCAGCCACCAGGAACCACGUUCCUUUACAUCUUAGACAAGCCCGAGACUGGCGGUGACACAUUAUUCGUAGACGCCGUCGAGGCGUACAACCGCCUGAGCCCCCUCUUCCAGGAGCGCUUACACGGCCUAAAUGCCACGCACUCCGGCAUCGAGCAAGCCAACGCCUCUGUCGCGAAAGACAGCAUCAAGAGACGAGAGCCCGUCGUGAGCGUCCACCCAAUCGUCCGCACGCACCCCGCCACCGGCCAGAAAUCACUGUACAUAAACCCUCAAUUCACCCGCGACAUCAUCGGUCUCAAGAAGGAAGAAUCCGACGCGAUCCUGAAAUUCCUAUACGACCACCUCGCGUACGGCGCCGAUUUCCAAGCGCGCGUGAAGUGGGAGGAGGGCACCGUAGUAGUGUGGGACAACCGCGUGACCCAGCACUCGGCGCUGCUGGACUGGAAGAGCGGACAGCGCCGACACCUGGCGCGCAUAACCCCGCAGGCCGAGCGUCCGUAUCAGACUCCCUACAAGCCCUCGUCUUGA
This is a messenger RNA of Annulohypoxylon maeteangense, 1137 nucleotides long. Its product is annotated as TauD-domain-containing protein. The transcript has 3 exons. Gene Ontology annotation, cellular component: cytoplasm. Gene Ontology annotation, molecular function: 2-oxoglutarate-dependent dioxygenase activity. The record is from RefSeq and is a predicted model, not a curated record. The coding region runs from base 1 to 1137 and encodes 378 amino acids. Lineage: Eukaryota; Fungi; Ascomycota; Sordariomycetes; Xylariales; Hypoxylaceae.